AUGGACCCGACCUUGAACAAUGAGUCUCAGGAGGUACUCGAAAAUGAAAUCGCAGAUUUAGAACUCCGCCUCCAAAGAGCCAAACAUCGGCUAGCGAAAUCAGAUACCGCAAAUAUCAACAAACCAUCUCUUUCCUACCCAUCAUCACAAUCCGCACACCACUACCUCCUCCUACUCUCAGACUCCGCCCUCCCACUAGGAUCCUUCGCCUUCAGCUCCGGACUAGAAUCAUACCUAGCACACACGCGGCGCGGCCCCCGGCCCGGCGGCCCCUCAUUCUCCACCUCAUCGGCAUCUGCAUCUCCGUUCUCAUCCUUCCUCCCGCUGUCCGUAUCCUCGUACGCCAGCACCACGCUCCCCUUCGCGCUCGCCGCCCACCGCGACCCGUCGCCGGAUACGAUCGUCGGCCUCGACGACGCGCUGGACGCGGCGAUCGUGUGCGCCGUCGGCCGCCGCGCUUCCGUCCAGCAGGGCCGCGCGCUCCUGGCUAUCUGGGAGAAAAGCAUUGCUGCGGCGGCGGAUCCGCACGGGACGCUGGUGCCGUAUGCGGAGGUGCUGCGGGCUGGCACGCGUAUGGCUGGGGUAGAAGGUGGUGCUGGUGAUGAAGUACUACUACCGCCUCCCGCGUCGGCGCACCUGGCGCCGCUUUUCGGCGCCGUGGCGGGCUUGUGCGGGCUUAGCUUGCGACAGACGGCGUACGUGUUCAUGCUAAGCCAUGUUAAGGCGCUUGUUUCGGCAGCUGUCCGAGCGGGGUUAUUUGGACCGUACCAGGCGCAGCGGAUUCUGGCAGGCGGCGAGGUGCAGGGUCUACUGACGGAGGUAAUUGCGCGGGAGUGGGAUACGGUGGUUGAGGAGGCGGGGCAGAGCGUGCCGGUGAUGGAUUUGUGGAUUGGACGGCAUGAGUUGCUGUAUUCUAGGAUAUUCAAUAGCUGA
This is a messenger RNA of Daldinia childiae, 933 nucleotides long. Its product is annotated as putative urease accessory protein UreF-like. The record is from RefSeq and is a predicted model, not a curated record. Gene Ontology annotation, molecular function: nickel cation binding. Bases 1 to 933 code for a protein of 310 amino acids. Lineage: Eukaryota; Fungi; Ascomycota; Sordariomycetes; Xylariales; Hypoxylaceae. The transcript has a single exon.